This is a messenger RNA of Ipomoea nil (Japanese morning glory), 1720 nucleotides long. RefSeq names its product MLO-like protein 3. Lineage: Eukaryota; Viridiplantae; Streptophyta; Magnoliopsida; Solanales; Convolvulaceae. The record is from RefSeq and is a predicted model, not a curated record. The transcript has 15 exons. Gene Ontology annotation, cellular component: membrane. The coding region runs from base 1 to 1638 and encodes 545 amino acids. Gene Ontology annotation, biological process: defense response.
AUGGCGGUCGACGGAGGAGGUGGCGGUGGCGGUGGCGGUGGCGGAGGCGGAGCGGCCAGUCCGUCGCACUCUCUGCUUGAGACGCCGACUUGGGCUGUAGCGACGGUUUGUUUCGUAUUUAUAUUACUCGGACUUUUGAUCGAACACUUGAUACAUCUCCUUUCUCAUUGGCUUAAAAAACAUAGGAAAACUGCUUUGUUUGAAGCAGUGGAGAAGCUUAAGUCAGUUUUGAUGUUGCUGGGAUUCUUGUCACUUCUGUUAGCCAUCUUACAGAGGCCAAUUUCCAAGAUUUGCAUACCAAACAGCGUUGCCAAAUCCAUGUUACCCUGCAAUAGGGCUGCAGGGUCGGCAACUAAAACCACCAAAACCUUGGAACAUUAUUUAUGGACCAAUCCUGGGAAUUCUUCGACUCCGGUUUUCCUCGUACCAAGCCACUCCAGACAUCUCGCCGGCGGACUGGACUCCUCAGAUCACUGCAACUCUAAAGGGAGGACUUCAUUGAUAUCACAGAGCGGUAUUAAUCAGCUGAACAACUUCAUGUUUGUUCUGGCAAUAAUGCAGAUUGUGUAUUGUGUCAUCACCAUGGGUUUGGGAAGACUUAAGAUGAAUCGUUGGAAAUCAUGGGAAACAGAAACACAGACAGUUGAAUACUUGGCUGCCAAUGAUCCUAACCGGUUCAGAUUAACAACACAAACAACGUUUGGGCGUAGACAUAUAGACGAUUGUGCAACAACUAGCCUUUUGCUAUGGAUUAAAUGUUUCUUUCGACAAUUCUUUUAUUCAGUAGCUAAAGUUGACUACCUCACCUUACGCCAUGGAUUUAUUAUGGCUCAUUUGUCAUCGAAUAACACUUUCAAUUUCCAAAAGUAUAUAGAACGAUCUCUUGAAGAUGAUUUCAAAGUUGUAGUUGGCAUCAGCCCGUUAAUGUGGUUAGUGGUUGUAAUCUUUUUGUUGGUCGAUGUCCAUGGUUGGAACGUCUAUCUUUGGGUGUCAUUUCUACCAUUGAUAAUAGUUUUGGUUGUUGGGACCAAGCUAGAAGUGAUAGUUGCAAAAAUGGCACUUGGGGUAAAAAACCAAAGUACAGUAAUCAAAGGAUCCCCCUUGGUACAACCCAAUGACAAUCUCUUCUGGUUUAAUCACCCUCCAUUCAUCUUGACCCUUCUCCAUUUCACUCUCUUUAUGAAUGCAUUUGAGGUAGCGUUCUUCAUUUGGGUCACGUUGCAAUUUGGGAUAAGAUCUUGUUACCAUGAGAAUGUGGAGAAAAUUGUCAUUAGGGUUGUACUAGCGGUGAUGGUUCAAAUCCUAUGUAGUUACAUUACUCUACCUCUAUAUGCUCUCGUGACUCAGAUGGGGUCACAUUACAAAAGAGCAUUAUUGGAGGAGAAUGUGAUGCAAAUCAUAAAGUAUUGGCAUAGCGAAGUGAAGAAGAAGAAUAGGAAUAAAAAGAAUAAGAAUAUGGAAGCUGAUGAAGAUAUAGAAAACUCUCCCCGUGAGUACUAUUCAUCCACCACGCCCGCCGCCGUUAGCCCCUCCGCGGAAUCGCCGGAAAGCUCCCACCUUAACCGCUCUCUGACUCUCGCUCGUGCGGGUGCGGAGGCUGAUGAUGAGAUAACUGAAGAGUGGAGACCCCCUCAAUGAUAUUUGUUUAAUUAUACGGAGUAUAUUUUAAUUUGAAGAGGGAAGUAGUUUUGAUGAUGUAUGUUCUGCUAGUUCGAUGUAA